This is a messenger RNA of Manduca sexta (tobacco hornworm), 1938 nucleotides long. RefSeq lists its product as uncharacterized. The transcript is spliced from 8 exons. The record is from RefSeq and is a predicted model, not a curated record. The coding region runs from base 85 to 1815 and encodes 576 amino acids. Lineage: Eukaryota; Metazoa; Arthropoda; Insecta; Lepidoptera; Sphingidae.
AAUAUGCCAUUAUUUCUAAACCGUCUGGAUUAUUGCAAUAUUACUAUGACACAUUUGUAAAGAUUUAAAUAAAACAAACAAUAAAUGCUAGCGGUGAAAAACUCAUUAUUUAUUUAUAUUCUUAUAAUAUUUAUUUUAAAAUGUAAAUCCAAAGAUUAUUGCAGUGCUGAUACGUGUAAUAACAAUAAACAGCAUACACUAUGCAAAUUCCAGUCCCCUAAUCCUGCAAACCAUUGUAUUGAAUUUGAAUUCUUAAUUAAAACUCCAGAUGAAAAAAUUGCAAUUUUAAACAAAAUAAAUAGUCGGCGUAACAAAGUAGCUUUAGGGGAACUGAAAUCAUUAAAAUCUGCUGAAAGUAUGCUGAAACUGGAAUGGAAUGAAGACUUAGCAUUGUCUGCACAGCGUUGGGCAAACCAAUGUGUGAAGCACAAUGUACCAGACAUAAAGGAUUUUUGCCGAGAUUUGAGACAAGAAUCUGUUGAACAAAACAUUGCGACCAUUCAUGGCGAAGCGCCUGGACUUUCACUGUUAGCACUCAUUGACGUAUGGUAUAUGGAAUUGUUAAAUUUUAACGCUUCUUUCUUAUCGAGAUACAAACCAUCAGUGCAAACAGGAUUUUUACACUAUGAUUAUUUUACUCAACUUAUUUGGGCAGAUACGACGCAAGUUGGAUGCGGUGGCGUAAAAUUUAAAGAACAGUAUGAAAGUGAAAGUGGACUGAGAAAUAGGACCAUUUAUAGACUCGUGUGUAAUUUUGCUCCGGGUGGAAAUCGUGAAAAUGAAUCUGUGUAUUCCGUAGGCUUGCCUUGCUCACGAUGCCCUUUGGAAUAUAUUUGCGAUAUAGAAUUUAAAGCACUGUGUGGGCCAAAAAAUCCUAACAAAACUUCAAUUAUAAAUCUGAAAUAUGAACCAGACAUUGAAAAAACAACAGCAAUAACUUCGGAAUUUUAUGACUAUUCAGACGUUGCUAUGGAUUUUAUUGAAAAAUUGGGGUCAGCCGAAACGGCCGAUAAAAUAAAAUCAACUGAUCAAUUGCAAUUCGGUGGAAAAUCUCAAACACCGUUUGAGUAUUUUUCAAAUUUACACGUUUUGACUAAACAUGGCAAGGAAGAAGCAGCGUCACUAUUGCACACUUGUAAAGAAGAACUUGCAGUUGAUGAAUUUAUCUCGCUACUCAAAAAGAAAUUAAGCAACGAUCCUAUGUUCAAAGAAAUGUUGGUUACUAAAUCCUUACUCAAUAAUGCUCCAGAUAAUACAUAUACUGAUGCGAGCGUGGCGGACUUUGUUAGUAAAAUUUACAGUAAAAAAAUACCGACAACUACGUCCAAGACACCUAAUAACGAUUUGAUAAAUUCUACGUUGCUUGUUGAUUUGAUUGAGGCAGUCAUUUUUAGAAGCGGUGGAAAAUACUCAACAUCAGAGAUAACCGAACAAAACACACAACCAGAGCAUGAAGUAAGUCCAGUUAAAAUACAAGCCGAAUUAGCUGAGGUAAAACCGAAUCAUGAUUUUACUGGUCAUUACUUUUUUCCUGAAGAUGAAGAAGAAUUAAUUACUGAAACAACUGAAUCGUAUGACGAUACGUUUAGCGUACCAGCUUCUGACAUCAUUCAGGAAAUAGAAGAAAUUAAAAAGAUUACUACAACGAAAGACUUUUUAGAUGAUAUACUGGAAUCAGAUGUGGUAGUCGAAAGUACAAGUUCCCCAACUUUAUUGUCACCUGAUGAUAUUAGUAUAUACAAAAGUGGCCACAAUGUUAUGAAAAAGUUUUUAGAAAAUAUUGGCGAUAAAGGAGAAAGGGCACGACUCGCUUAGCAAGAAAAAAUAAGCUUUAAUAUAUUUCACGAGUAACAUGCACCAUACAUCACUAAAUCGGUUUCAAAAAUAAUCGUAUAUUUUAAAGCAUGUUUUAUUCUAAUAAAUCAUUCGUUAUAAUAA